Molecule: messenger RNA, 462 nt
Organism: Staurois parvus
Lineage: Eukaryota; Metazoa; Chordata; Amphibia; Anura; Ranidae
Source: the annotation of a GenBank genome assembly
GGUGCGCUGUGUCCCUCGGACACAGUGGAUCACCAAUCACGGAAAGAGCCGAAGAUGUCGGCUCGGUCAUGUGAUCAGCUGUGUCCAAUCACAGCUGAUCACAUCAGUGCCACCUGUCAAUGUCCAUCAGUGCCUUGUGUCAGUGCUCAUCAGUGCCUCGUGCCAGUGCCCAUCAGUGCCACAUAUCAGUGCCAACCAGUGCACAUCAAUGCCACAUAUCAGUACCCAUCUAAACUGCCUUUCAGUGUCACCCAUCAGUGCCAGUCAGUGCCACCUAUCAAUGCCAAUCAAUGCCACCUAUCAGUGUUGCAAAAACAGUGCCACCUAUCAGUGCCAGUCAGUGCCGCCUAUCAGUGCCUGUCAGUGUCGCCUAUGAGUGCCAGUCAGUGCCACCUAACAGUGCCAGUCAGUGCCGCCUAUCAGUGCCAUAUAUCAGUGCCAUGUAUCAGUGCUGCCUUUCAG